Molecule: messenger RNA, 1740 nt
Organism: Lachnellula hyalina
Lineage: Eukaryota; Fungi; Ascomycota; Leotiomycetes; Helotiales; Lachnaceae
Product: Cytochrome P450 monooxygenase
Exons: 6
Coding region: 1-1740 (579 amino acids)
Molecular function (GO): iron ion binding; monooxygenase activity; heme binding
Source: RefSeq, a predicted model, not a curated record
AUGAAUUCAAUCUUAUUGCUAUUUACAGCCGCUGGAAGUGCUCUUGUGCUCUAUUGCAUUAUCACAUUACUUCGGGUAGGAAGAAGGUCUAAAGAUCUACCUCCUGGGCCACCUACUAUACCUAUCCUUGGGAACCUUCAUCUACUCAAAAUGCUUACGUUCAUUAGAUACCAAAAGAGCGGCCUCAUUUGCAAUAUCAGAAAUGGGCAGAAGAAUAUGGGUAUACCUCUAUCCACUUUAUGCAAGCAAGCACUCGUUAAUCUGAUGAAAAGGCCUAUUUACUCGCUCAUUCUCGGAACAAAAACGUACAUCGUCCUAUCAACUCCUACAGCUGUCAAAGAUCUGCUAGACAAGAAAAGCAGCAUCUACUCUUCUAGGCCAGAUAUAUAUCUCGGUCAAGAUGUAGUAAGCGAAGGUCGGAGAUUUGUUACCAUGGCAAGUAGCAGCAAGCGAACCACUAAAUAUGGUCCAAUGUGGCGGUCGGUCCAUAGGAUGAUGCAUAAUACUUUGAACAUUCAAACAGCAGUGGCUUACAUACCAUACCAAGACCUCGAGAACAAAGAUAUGAUGCUAGCAUUCUUGGACGAUCCAAAAGGCUUCCGUAAACAUGUGAGGCGAUAUACUACUUCUCUUACUACACAAAUGGUCUUUGGGUAUAGGACAACUUCACAGCAUGAUCCACGGUUGCUUAAGUUCUUCGAGAACUUUGAGGAAUGGGGCAAACUUGUCUCAGCUGGCAGCGCCCAGAUUUUGGACUUAUAUCCCAUUCUUCGAAAUCUACCAACGUUCCUUGCUCCAGCGUACAAGAGUGCAUUGGAACUUGGAAAAAAGGAGCUCGACUUGUAUAUGCAGAAUUGGAUGUCCACAAAGAACCGCAUCAAAGAUGGAACAUGCCAUCCUUGUUUUAGCUACGAUGUUCUAAAGGCCCAGAAGAACGAAGGCUUCUCGGAUGAACAGGCCGCAUACAUUACUGGAUCGCUGCUCGAGGGAGGCUCCGACACCACAUCGGGCACCUUAGUAGGUUUCAUUCAAGCAAUGAUGAUGUUUCCAGAAGUACAAAAGACCGCACAAGCACAAAUCGAUCAAGUCGUUGGUCCAGACCGGCUCCCAACGCUAGAUGAUAUCGAGAAUUUGAGGUACAUUCAAGCAUGCGUCAAAGAAACUAUACGCUGGAUGCCAACCUUAAUUAUUGGUCUACCACACUCCAAUAUUCAAGAUGAUGAGUACGAGGGCUACAAAAUCCCCAAUGGGUCAACAAUAGUGCCUAAUAACUGGACCUUGAACAUGGAUCCGAAGCGGAACCCUAAUCCUCGUGUUUUCGAUCCCACCCGUUUUGAAAACGAUUUCCAAAGUGAGAAAGAAUCUGCAACGAACAAGGAUGGAAAUCAGCGUCAGAACUGGAUUUUUGGAUCGGGUCGCCGUCUUUGCCAGGGUAUGCACAUUGCUGAGCGAUCGCUUUUCAUGGGCAUGGCCAGAAUGCUCUGGGCAUAUAACUUUGAAAGGGUUAUCGAUGAAAAUGGAGUUCCUGUUCCUGUCGAUAUUGAUGAUUUCGUUGGUGGAAUAGCUGUGCAGCCGGUAGACUUUGAGGUGAAUAUUACACCUAGGUCAAAGGAAAAGGCGGACAUUAUUCGGAACGCAUGGAAAAAUGUCGAAGAGACUCUGCUAGAUGCCGAAACAAAGCAGUGGCUUAAAGUGCCACCAGGUAUGACAUUUAACACUGCAGAGACAAUGAAACUCUGA